Achroia grisella is the source of this 9536-nucleotide messenger RNA. It is a transcript of the gene bark, whose product is annotated as protein bark beetle. Gene Ontology annotation, cellular component: membrane. NCBI's taxonomy places the organism in Eukaryota, Metazoa, Arthropoda, Insecta, Lepidoptera, Pyralidae. The record is from RefSeq and is a predicted model, not a curated record. Bases 298 to 9354 code for a protein of 3018 amino acids. The transcript has 13 exons.
UGAAACUCCACUGACUGAACGAAACCGGCCAAACUACUUUGUUCAACGGUCGCUCGCACGGUAUCGCGUAUUACCUAUACAGACUUGUUUAUAUGCCCCACCUUUGUUUCGUUAUCGAAUUGUUUGUUCAUAUUUUAAUUUUUAUGACUAAACAACGUUAAAUGAUUCGAAUCGGCAUGCGUGAGAUAAUAAGAGAAAUGUAAUCAAUGUUUGGAUUAGUGUCGAAAAACAAGUCGCGGACAGGUGAGGAACGCUAGGUAACAAACGUGAAAUGAUUUUUGAGAUUAGUUAGUGAAAAUGAAGUGUUGUAAGGACAUGGAGUUGCAAAAGAAGCAUAGCCAGUUCAGUGAUACAAAAUAUAAAUGGAGGACGACCGUCGUUAUAGUGUUGUCGUUGGUGUGUGGAUGCGGAGGUCAGGAGUACGGGGUGGGUGUGGGGAGCACGGACCCGUACGUGUUGAACACGAGCACGGGGUGGACGGAGCAGGCCGGCGGGGUGAUCGCCGGCGGCCGCACGCUGUGGAAGCUGGACGGCAGCCCGUACCUGCUGCGCGACGACCUGCUGGUGGAGAGGGACGCGCAGCUGGUCCUCGAGGCGGGCGUCGAGGUGCGGUUCGCGCCCAUGGUCGGCAUCACGGUGCGGGGGACACUCGUCGCAGUGGGACAUCAUGAAAACAGAAUCACAUUUACGAGUACAGAAGAGCCAGUCAAGUCUGCCAAACCAAUUCCUGAUAUACGUUUAGUGGAUGGACCGUCUAUACUAGCGGGGCGGGUACAAAUAUUACACAAGGGCCAGUGGCGAUCAGUUUGUACAAAUUCAAGAAAUUGGACAAUAAACGACAUGGAGACGGCAUGUCGACAGUUAGGUUUUAUGGGUGGAUCAUUCUACAAUUGGAUGGACCGCCAGCCCGGCCGCCGCGCGAGAUUGUUAUUCGAGGAGCCAAACUGCAAAGGCACCGAACAUGACAUAUUUCAAUGCGAUUGGGAUAGCAGGCAACUAGGCUCAGGAGUUUGCGAUUACCACCCAGACCUAGGCAUUCAGUGUUUACCGCACCACGACGACAACGAGUCGGGAACGUCCGCCCGCCAUUGGAGAGGAAUGCGAUUUGAAAACGCCGUGUACGAGCGAGUGCUCACCGCCGCCAACACACUCUACGUCCCCACGUCCAUGUCUAGACUUGCGCAUGUAACUGUUAAAAACGCAGGCCUGGGUAGAGGAAAUAAUGCAACCAGUGCUUUAGACGUAAUAGGAGUCCCGCCAGUGAUGGAAGACAUUGAAAUAUCCAACUCUGCGUUUAAUGCAAUAAACGUGACCUCUCCUAAUGCGCCCGUCAUAAUCAACAAUUGCACGAUACAAAACAAUAGAGGCUAUGGCGUGUAUGUGAACUCCACGUACGGCAUGGCCAAGAUUGAAAAUUGCUUGAUACAUGACAAUGGAGGCGACGGCGUCAAGUACGUGGUGCAUGAUAUGAAUAUUGAUGAGAGAUUUGAUAGAAGCGAAGUAUUCGACUUGUGUACACUGGCUUCAACUCCGAGCCAAACGUUUCCUUUACAAUUAUCCAUAGAGCAAUCUCGCUACUCAAACAUGGUAAGAGAUUGUAGUCAGAAAUUUUACACUAGAUCUGAUCACGUUUUAACUUUAAGCUUCAUCAAUAUUUUAACUAACCGUAACGAUACAGGAGAAAUAUUCGUUUAUGACGGUUUAACCACAGAAGAUAAACUAUUGUUGUCGUUCAGCAUAAGAAACCAUACACGACCGCAAAGUGUUACGUCCACAAGAAACCGAAUGUUUGUGAGAUUUCGUGCUGAUACUAGAACUGAUAUUGUGGGUUUUCUACGAUUAAUAUCAGGUGUUACUAAAACAUACGACUUAAAUGUAACGGAUACAAUAAUAUCAAACAAUAAUGGUAGAGGCGUUGUUAUUGAAAACUUAAGAUCUCAAGUUCACAUUCACCGUACGUCUAUAUCCAAUAAUAACCAUGUGGCUGGUCUUCAAGUUGUGAAUGGUGCAGGCGAUGUCAACGUAACUGAAAGUAGAAUAUCAUUCAAUCAAGGAGAUGGAAUUAAUAUAACUGUUACUGGUGGGAACAGAAACAUAUCAAGAAGUAUUUUAAGCUCUAACCAAGGUUACGGUGUUGCAAUAUGGAUAAACAAUACUCAAGAAACUGAAUAUGUUCCAAUUAAUCAAACAACUGUUAUAGAGUACUCUGAAAUAUUUAAAAAUCUUGAUGUUGGCAUACUACAUGGAAACUAUUGUGGUGAUAGUUGGGUCAACAUUACUGGUAACUGGUUCAAUACAAGCACUGAAAGCACUAUAGACAUAUCCACCUGCUGGAGAAAUAACAAUCCCCCAAAGUUACUAAAUUUACAAGUAGGACACAACAGGUUUUACCAAAAUCAGAAAGUUCCAUUGAAAAUACAACCAGCUCUGAAUAUAGUUGGUAGGGUUGAAUAUAAUUACUUUGAAUAUGGAAAUUAUGGUGCGAUUGUUAUAAUGAAUAGAAUAGAAGGAAAAUACUUAGAAGAAUUCGAAAUUCUACCAGCAAGAUUUAGUAUACAACAUAAUUAUUUCUACGCUAAUAGAGGCCCAUUUGUAGUGAAUCUUGGUUUGUCACCCUAUAGCGAUAUUCAAUACAUAUUAUUUACGAGAAAUUAUCUAAGAGAAAAUAAAAUCAGAGAGGCGUUUGAACCGCUAGAAGGUAUAGCAUCGCGGUUGACACCCCGAAGCAGAGUAGCAGCAACAAUAGUUUUGGCUUCAAGUAAUAUUGACGUCUAUAGAAAUAUAAUUAACAAUCCAGAAGCUCAAUAUGAAAUAGGCUCUCAUGUCGAAGAUCAGAGUAAAGUUCUUAAUUGCACAUAUAACUGGCUUGGAUUUGGAGAAGAAGAAAAGGUUUAUAAAAGAUUAUUUCACAGAAAGGACAGAUACAACUUAGCUAAGAUUACUUAUAUGCCUUAUUUAUUACAUAGUAGCAAUCCGGGCGCAACUCAAAUAAAUUAUAAUUCACUUUACGUUCCACAAUUUAAUGUACCAGGGACAUUUAUUGUUGGUGGCGAAGUAGAGGGCAUAGAAAUACUAAGACAGGGAGAAUAUGACGUCGACAAAGAUAUCAAUAUACGGCCAGGAGGCAAACUCAUUAUACAAUCCGGCGUAACAUUGAAAUUUCCUCCUGCGAUAGGUAUAAUGGUAGCAGGAAAGUUAGAAGCUAGAGGUAAACGCCCAAACGAUAUAACAUUUACUAUCAAAGAUGAAAUAAUUAUGAGUAAUGACACCAUUUAUGAAUCUGAUACAGAACUCGCCCCUACGACCCCUAGUUACUCGGAGCCCAUUGUUCCAAUAAGACUUCUAGGUGGACGAACGCAACAUGAAGGUAGAUUACAAGUUAGAAUAGAUGAUAAAUGGGGCACAGUGUGCAAUUACAGAUGGAAUAUAAUUAAUGCUGGUUUAGUUUGCAACCAAUUAGGUCUAGCUUUAAAUCCAGACGACUGGUAUUUAGAACCCAACGAGAUACCAUCAGCGGGUGUUACAGAAGAUAUAAUAUUAUCAAAUGUCGAAUGUACUGAAUUGGAUAACGAUAUUACAAAAUGUAAAGCAGAAACUAGAAAUCACUUUGAAAAUUCCUGCACACAUGAAAAUGACGUCGGAAUAAGAUGCUACGAAACUAGUUGGGCCGGAGUUAGAUUUAGUGUAAUUUCUGAAAGAACUGACUUACAAUACGUCACUAUAGAAAAAGCUGGUCUUCUGGAUUAUUCAUCUAAUAUUUUUAAACCAGCCCUACAAAUGGACUUUGCUCGCCACGGCUUGGAAAGUGUUAGGAUAAUAAAUAAUUACCAUGACGGACUAGGAAUCUUAUAUUCAGAUUUAUAUGGAGCAGAUGCUGUAAAUACUGUUAGAAAUUCAGAAUUCAGUAACAAUAGAGGAAGUGGUAUAAGUUUUAAACAGCUAGGUUUAAAAGUAUAUAGCUCGAUGAUUGAAAAUAACAAUAUUGCUGGUAUUUCACAUAAUCCGCAUUUGACUGGUUCUCAGCAAAGAGAAAUAGCUGGCUGGUUCAAUUUAGAUCCUAAUUUGAACUUGGACGAAUUUACUUACCGACCUAUAAUGAUUCCUGAAUACGAAACUGAUGUUAGUUUGGUGAAUGGCGAAACAAGGCACUUGGUUUUUACUAAACAUUACGGAGAGAAUAAAGUUAAAACAUACAACAUUAAAUGCAACCCAGGAUACGUACUUGGACUUCAGCUUUUAAAUCCUAUACACAAUUUCUCUACAGAGAGCAUUUGUAUCUAUGAUUCUCAAAAUAUAAACGAAGGAAGUACUAAAUGGUGUCUUGAUCGUGAUUUAUCGACGUUUCCUACGACAAGUAACAGCUUUGGUGUAGUAUUGGUGUAUGAGAGUGGCGUUGCUGCACUAGGUGGAGUGGUUUUAGUUGUAAGUACAAUUACUGCUCCGGUACAAAAUCUUCGCAAUAGAAUUGUGAAAGGACCAGUUCCUACACUGCAGGUUAUUAAUUCUAAAAUAAAAGGAAACACAAAAGGUGUUAAAGCUCUAUAUUACAACCGAUACUUGAAUGAACUCGGCGAUCACUUCUUACGUAAAGCAAACGAAAGUAUUAAAUUAUUUAAUUGUGAAAUAGCACACAAUAAGGAAGAAGCAGUAUAUGUUAACACUCCGUUCUGGGAUAUUCAUGAGAGUAAUAUUACUGAAAUAACUAUAAUGAUCAACAACAGUUUGAUAACAGAUAAUGGAAAAGGAAUAUACCAUUUCGCUAGAGAUUUGAGGAGCUCAAACAAUUUGUAUCAUUAUAUUCUGCAGGAUAACACCAUAGAGAGAAACAAGUUUGGAGGGUUCGAUGUCGCCUUGCCUUAUGCGUGGCAAUAUAAUGAAAAUUUCACACAUUCAAUUUAUAUGCAUAAUAAUACGUGGAGAAAUAAUUUGAACUUUGCUCUAGUCGUCGACGGUCAUUUCACUGAAAUAAAUUUCACAAGAAAUACAUUCACCGAUAAUAACUGUAAAACUGGUCUCAUUGCAAUUAGAGGAAUGGAAAAGAAAAUGAGAAUUGAAGGUAAUUUAAUUGAGAGAAACAAUGGACAAUUCAUGGUGCAAUUUUUCAUGGACAGUCAGAGUGAAAUCAUGGGGUUGGUGACUGCGAUUUUUUCAUUCAAUCAAGUUAAAAAUAAUAGACAUUCAGAAACGCUAGUCCGUAGUUCUUUCAUGAGAAGUAUAGAACCCACAUACGUCGUAGGUUUUAAGGGGAUUCAGAAAGUGGAAGUCAAAAGAAACUUAUUUGGGAACAAUGAUUUGUUGUACACUCUAUUGGCUGGAAUUAAAACGGCAAAGAUCAAUAAUGCUUUAUAUGUCACUGAAAAUUGGUGGGGAAGUGCAGAUGAGAAGCAAAUUAAGAAACAAAUCUUCGAUUUUGAUGAUUGGAAUAAUCACGCUAUUGCCAAAUACUUGCCGUAUUUACUUGAGGAUAAUUUCGAUUCGAGCCUUUCACCAUCAUUUGGCCCGGUCACGGAUGUAGAAAUGAACGAGCUGGGUGGACGUUUAAAUGCUGACCUCACAUUGGAACCCAGACUGGCUCCAUACGCAGUGACUGGUGAUAUCACUGUGAUGCCUGAUGUCACACUCACUAUCAACCCGGGCGUGACGCUAGAAUUUGCAUCCAAUGUUGGUAUAUUGGUUAUGGGGACACUCAAAGCGAUGGGCCACAGUCAGAUGCCAAUAAUAAUGAAGCCGCUACCUCCUUUAAACAAUAUGGAAAUAAACAGAAUCGAGAAACGAGACGUCGGGUACUCACUAUCUCACCAACAUCAUAAACAAAAACGACAAUUAGAAAAUUUUAUAGUUCAAGAUUCUAUAAGACUGUGUACUGGUAGAAAUUGUACCAUUAAUGAUAAUAUAUCGGAACGAAACAAUGAAGGAUUUUUGGAAUAUUACAAUCGGACAACUCUGCAAUGGGUACCGAUGUGUGAUAAUCGCUUCACUGAAAGGAACGCUCAAGUGGUAUGUCGCGAAUUAGGGUUCGAUCCGAUAAAUGUGUUCUUCGCCCGCGACCGUCGGGUGGAGUACCACAGUAAUUCACUGUCGCGUAUUUGGUCCUGGCCUGAGCCUCUACAGUGCGUCGGAACCGAAGAUCGAUACGAAGACUGUCCCAUCAGACUGAACGGACAAUUGUACGGCCACAAACACGAAUGCAAAUGGGACUCUAAUUUUGUAUUCAUCAAUUGCGGGACGAGAAAUCUGGAUGAAAGUCUACAAUACUGGGGCGGCAUUCGCUUUGCAAAUCCAGAAUUCGAGUAUUCAUUAUACGAGCACCGAAUUCAUGACCACCAAACGCACGAGACGAUGAGAAAGGAGGAGAGCUCGCUACUGCACGUGCACGUCGUCGGAGCCGGGGUACUGCACAACGAAAAGUCUCCCGCAGUCCAAAGUAUUAUGAAAAAUCCAAUGAUACAAAACGUGAAUAUAAGUCAAUGCGCCCACCACGGCAUCAAUAUCAUAUCACCCACCGACUCGAUUCAUAUGAGAUUUAACAUCAUCAACAACACACUGGGGGAAGGUAUCAGUGCCAUAUCACUCAACGGAGAAGGUAGAGAAUCAGACGAGUCCAGUUUCACUCCACUGAAGGACUUGAAUCUUCCUUACCACAUGUUCUCCCUCAUAGAUAUUUGUGACAGUACAAAAAUGAUAACAGUGGAGGAGAGAGUGCUCCUGUACUACAAAUACGACAAUAAUCCAGUCAACUGCGUCAAAAUAUUCAAGAGCGCCUUUAGGGUUAAGCCGUUCGGGUUUAGAUUGCUUCAAUUCAAUUUGUUCAACCAUACAAUAAAUUACGGGAAACGCGACUCGUUGACCCUGUACGACGGGGACAUAUACAACAUAACGGCGCCUCAGAUCGGCUACUUGGAGAGCGACUCCCCGGACGAGAAGAGACUGUUCCGCACGCAGAGCGCCAGCCUCAGCGUCAAGUUGUUCGCCAGCGGCGCCGCCGCCGCGCACGGCUUCAUCGCAGAGAUCGUCACCCUGCCCGUAUCUGCGAUUGGAUUCAAUCGCGACGUGCAGCACAACAUAUCGGACAGCGAGCUGCUGAACAACCGGGACGGGGCCAUCACUUACCGGUCUGUUGGCGAGGUGAACCCGCUGGUGGCCAUCAGCGGCAACGAGAUCACGGACAACUGUCGCAAGCUGUACGGCAACUUCACCACCUGCCAGGCCGCCGUCAGCGUCGACCUGCAGAACACGCAGACGUUCGUGUUUAGAAACAACCUGGUGCAGGAGAACGUGGGCGGGCUGCUGGUGAGGGCGGACUCGAGGGGGUCGGCCACCUCGCUCCGCGGCUGGAUACACAACAACCUGUUCUACGCCAACCACGACCUGCCCUGCCUUCAAGUCGAAGGGCGGCAGUCGUCGCCGUACCAGGAGGUGACCGUCCACAACAACUACUUCACCCGGCACCGCGCGCAGUACGCGGACGUGGUGGUGCUGCGGCAGGUGGUGUCCAACUUCACGCACAACUACCUGCAUCGCAACACCGGGCUGCGCGUGCUGCAGGUGGCCGGCUUCCACCGGGUGCGGCUGCCCAUCUACCAGACCACCGCGCACAACGGCUUCUACAACAACUACGCGACGGAUCCGUCGGGCCGCGCCACGGUGGUGGCCGGCACGCCCGGCCAGAGAUACGUCGACAACGUCUUCUACAACCCCGACAACGACUACGAGAUGAUCACCGUCGACUCCGCCGACUUUAUUGACUAUAACCCCGCUGCCAUAAGCGCGACGGAGGCGUGGCGCGCGGUGGUGGACGCGCGUCACAACUACUGGAGCUACAACUGGAGCGCGGCCGUGGCGGCGCGCGUGCGGGACGCGGCCGACCGCCCGCGGCUGCUGCGCGUGGCGGCGGAGCCCUACAGGGCCGACAACCGCUCGCUGCUGGCCGCCGGCAAGUGUCCGCCCGGCUGGGCCGCCGCCGCCGGCGCCUGCUACUACUACGUGGCGGCGCGGCUGCCGUACGCGCGCGCGCGGGACUUCUGCCGGUCGGACGACGCGUCGCUGCCGUACGUGGGCGCGCGCGGGUACGCGGCGCUGUACGAGUUCGUGCGCGCGGCGGCGGCGGCGGCGGGCGGGGGCGGCCGCGUGUGGGUCGACCACGUGGACUACGUCGCGCGCUGCACCUCGUUCGCGGCCUCCUCCGUCGACGUCACCGACUGCCACCAGAAGAACGCCUUCAUAUGCGAGAUCGACCCCCGCAUCUCCAUCGACCCGUUGUCGUGGCGCGGAGACGAGCUGACGCUGGCCCUGGCCGGGGUACUGGCCGCCGCGCUGCUGCUGGUCGGCGCCGCGCUCGUCUGCUGGUACUCCAAGUCCAAGCACAGACACCUGCAGAGACUGGAGCGGCGCAACUCCAUCCGUCAGUCGCUGCACUCGGUGCGUUCCAUCGGCAGCAUCAACGGAGGAUUCGCAGACUCCGCCUACAGGCGGAAGCUGGCGCAAAUGAGCACCCGCUCCACUGAAACACUGACCAAAGGCUCCGACUAUCGCAAGAUGCUGACCUCCACCACGUCGAUGGAAUCCAUGGAGAAGAGUCAAUUCAACUCGUCGAUGGAGGACAACCAGAGCUUCGACAUAUACGAGGCGCACAACCCCAACCCCAACGUGAUACCGCUGAAGCAGAGCACGUUCAUGAAGAAGCCCGCCUCCCCGGAGUACUCCGUGCCGCAGAACAACAACGGGCCCUUCGACCUCGCCUACAGGAACCGGGGCUACAAGGACGCCUCCGAGUCCGCCAGCGAAGCGCCCUCGGUCACCACGGUGGCCACCGAGGAGAUCCCCAUACUGCACUCGGGCUUCGGCUCGGCCCGGCCCUACGACCACGACGGGCUGGCUCCCGCCGCCGACCACUACUUCACGUCGGACACGUUACCUCUCAGAGGACGAUCCAACGACACGCUAGACUUGAAGAGGGAGCUGGAGAAGGAGGGCAAGAUAUUCGGGCCCUACGGGACGCCCACCCAGGGUUCUCAGCCGAAGCUGUCGUUCCUCAUGGAGCUGCGGUCCAAGAUGCCCGACCAGCCUCCGCCCGCGCCCGCCACCACCUUCGGCCAGAGGAGCCUCGCACCCAAGCAACAACAGUACUACGAGGACGAGUCUCCGGAGCCCCCGCGCCCUUACAGGGGCGCUUACGACCGCAGCCCCCCGGACUACGGCCGGGAGCUGGAGUCUCCGCCCCUGGACCUGCAGCACCGCGCUCGCUCGGAGGCUCUGCUCGAGACCAACUUCGAGUUGGACGACUCGGACUCGAGCCCGCUACCCCUCACCGAGGCCAGCCGCUCCUACAGCCAACCUCUAGAGACUGCUAUGUGAAUUAUGAUCACCUCACAUUAUGAGUUUAAUAUUAAAUAGGUAGAUGUACAGAGAGAAUGUAAUAGACCGACUAAUUAUUGACUGAAUUAGAAUUUACGGUGUAUAUACGAGUAUAGUGUAUGUCCAUACAUAUAUGGAAUGUAGUUAUGGGAAGUAGUGUAUGUAGUGGUGUCACACACACA